AUGGGAGAAGCACCUAACCCAGACUCUCUAGGAAGAGGCAAUGUGACCCGAUGGAAGAGCGGUAGCUUAGAAAACAAUAAAAGUAAAUCCUUCCGCUGUGGUGGCCUUUGGGGAACAGCAGCCGUGGCUCUCCACUGCGCCGUGGCCAGGGGCCUCAACAAGGGCCACAAAGUGACAAAGAAUGGGAGCAAGUGGAGGCGCAGCCGCAGUGGGCGCCUCACCCAGCACACCAAGUUCGUGCAGGACAGGAUCCGAGAGGUGUGUGGCUUUGCCCCCUAUGAGCAGUGCACCGUGGAGCUGCUCAAGGUCUCUAAGGAUGAGAGGACCCCGAAAUUCAUCAAGAAAAGGGUGGGGACACAUGUCCUGGCCAAGAAGAAGAGACAGGAGCUGAGCAAUAUCCUUGCAGCCAGGAGGAAGGCAGCAGCCAAGAAGGACUGCGCCCCAUGCCCUCUGUGUAAUAAAACCCGUUCCGAAAAAAUAAAAAAGAAUAAAAGUAAAAAUAAAAAUGAAGAUGGUCUAAGCUGCAGCCUUCCCGUCCUGGAAAGCUCAGCUCCCUGGGCAUGA
Molecule: messenger RNA, 564 nt
Organism: Artibeus jamaicensis (Jamaican fruit-eating bat)
Lineage: Eukaryota; Metazoa; Chordata; Mammalia; Chiroptera; Phyllostomidae
Product: 60S ribosomal protein L36-like
Exons: 2
Coding region: 1-564 (187 amino acids)
Biological process (GO): cytoplasmic translation
Cellular component (GO): ribosome; cytosolic large ribosomal subunit
Molecular function (GO): structural constituent of ribosome
Source: RefSeq, a predicted model, not a curated record